Molecule: messenger RNA, 2107 nt
Organism: Hydractinia symbiolongicarpus
Lineage: Eukaryota; Metazoa; Cnidaria; Hydrozoa; Anthoathecata; Hydractiniidae
Exons: 7
Coding region: 12-1742 (576 amino acids)
Molecular function (GO): dopamine receptor binding
Source: RefSeq, a predicted model, not a curated record
ACUACAAAAAUAUGGCUAGUACACAUGCUGAAGGAACUUCUCAUUUCUCACAAGAGGAAAUCGAAGAAAAGUUUGUGAAAUUCCUUAGCCAUGAGCUAGAAAAUAACACUUCUAACUGGAAAGAAUUCUAUAAAGUAUUGGAAGAAGCAUGCAACCAAGAAAAAGAGAAAGAAAAGCAAGCACCAAAGUGUGACUGCAAAAAGAAUAACAUGAAACAAGAGCGUACUGCCAACCAUACCUUUAAGAGUCAUUCAGCAUUCAAAAUCAAUACAGAACGUACGAAACAACAGUACAAAGAAAGAGACAAUUCUAAUGCUUUCAGUGAAAAAUACUGUACUAGUGCGUUUACACAAAAAGAUGAAAAUAAUCACAAUGCACAGGGCUUUAAUUUCUCAAGAGGUUCAACACAACAAAAUAACUUUCAAUCAAAUCAAGAUGAAUCUGCAGAAACAGAAAACUCCUAUAGAAGCAUGCCUCAUAAAAAUACCGAAAGGACAAAAAACCUACCAGAUGAAAAACCGUGCAAAAAAAAUAGGCAACGUAAGAAACAAGCCUGCAAACAAAACCUUAAAAAAGAUGCUGAAAAUAAUGCAGUAUUUAAUAAUAUUCCUAAUGGUAGUAAUGAUACCUUCAAGACUGAAGGACAAGCUGAUCCUGACAUGAAUUUCAGAUAUGACAAUGAUAAUUUCUACACUGAAAGUUUUAAAGUUUGGUUUGAGAAAUUCCUUCAAGUUGUUAAAAGAGCUGGGUUUUUUGUUGUCUGCUUAAUAAUUAUGUUUCUAUGGAUAGUAGUAAAGUUUUUGUUCCACACUGGUAUGUUUUUGAUCAAGAUGUUGUUAUGGGUAUUUCUUUUGAUUAUUGCAAGGUGUAUUUAUUAUGCUGUUGUAUUUAAUGCGAAAUAUCGGAUCACAUCCAAAAUUCGUUUGUUUUUCUUUACCAUUCUCGAAAUCUUCCAUCUCGUGACAGGAUUCAAUGUAAAUAAUUACUUCCAAAAAAAAAAUUCAAAGCUGGAAAGUGAUAACGAAGAUGAAGCAAUUGAUUUUCCUACUUCUUCAAGCGAGGCUGUCAGACACCUGCUUCAGCAAAAAGAAAACAAACCGUACAGAACACUUUGUCUGACAAGAAAUGCAUCUAAUGCAGACAUCAAAUCAAAUUACAGAAAGUUGGCUUUGCUUGUUCAUCCAGACAAAUGUGAAGACAACAAAUCAGACGAUGCAUUUAAAGUUUUAGACGCAGCUUUUAAAAAGAUAUCUGAUACAGAAAAACGUGAAGAAACAGCUGCGGAGGAGGAACAACGAAAGCAAUGGGAUGCAUUUAGUAAACAAUAUUCUGACGAUUUCCAAAAAAUGUUCGAUGAGAUGAUAAACACCUUACCCUGUUCAAAUUGUGAUGGAAGACACCCUAAAACCUUGAUGAAGGACAGAAAUUUCCUAUCAGCACGGUAUUGUAGAAAGUGCAAUACAAGUCAUGCAGCGAAUGAUGGAGAUUUGUGGGCAGAAACGAACAUGCUGGGUUUGAACUGGACGUGUUAUGCAUGUCUGGAUGGUGAAAUAUACGAAUUAACUGAUUGGGCGAGAUGUCAAAAUCUGCACACUGUCAUACCUGCGAACUCUCAUCGAGUUCCAUGUCGACUCGGUGGUAUACCUCGAACCCGACGUCACAGACCUCAUGAACACCAGGAAUAUUCUGAAUCAACAUAUCAGAAAAAGAAGAAAGGACGCAAAGGUCGUAAAAGAAGGUGAAGACACAGUGGAAAAGUGGUUUGCUUGCUUUCUAUACACUGGAGAAGUGUUUUGCUUGCUUUCUAAGCAUAGUGGAGAAGUGUUUUGCUUUGUAAUUCGCGAGUGCUUGUGAACUUUUUUAGUUAUGCACAUGUAAACAAUUUUGAUAGACACAAUGGACUUUCCCUUAUUCGGAACGAAAGUUCACCGGAUGUAUUUUUUAGAUUCGAAUUAAUUUAAAGCCGAGUGGCUCGAUCAUUUUUGAGUCGUGUUUCGCUUUUUUUAUUUUUCUUUUUUCUUAAAAAUUAGAAAAUUAAAUUUGUAUUUUUUUCAUGUGAUUUAAUUAGUUUUGUAUUUCUGCAUUAAAAUAAAUAUUUAUGGUACAA